Rodentolepis nana is the source of this 699-nucleotide messenger RNA. The record is from the annotation of a GenBank genome assembly. Lineage: Eukaryota; Metazoa; Platyhelminthes; Cestoda; Cyclophyllidea; Hymenolepididae.
GAUGGCGAUCUAAAAGAUAAGAAGGCUAGUAGAACCUACAGAAACGAUGAAGAAGAUGAGGAAGAAAAUUUGUCGAGGUCGUAUCGUAAAACUCGAGGUCGAUACGAGUUGAAGAUUAUUGGUGGAAAAUCGGUCAAAUCAAUAAACUGGCCAUGGAAUGGCGAAUCACAACGUCUACAGAUCCUUCAGGGGAAUGCUGGAGGGAUGUCACAAGACAAAAAGACCCAAGUCCAGAAAAUCCUACAAACCUAUGAUGUAGACAUUUUCACAAUUAUGGAAGCAAACCUUUCGGAUGACAAACUGAAGUACUACCAAUUCCCAGGUUACACCCCGUACAAUCUACCUAAAUACCGGCAAGUUGCAAGUGGAAUUCUGACUGGAGUAAAAGAAGGCCUCACCUCACAUUACGAUCUAAUCAAGAGUAUGGGCUCGACGCAAGACAUCUACGAAAUAAACAGAUUAAAUGUUUGGAAAUGUCAAAACCACUUCAAGAUAUAUACAGUCUAUAAUCCAUCCCAGAAUUGUCCCAACUUUGACUUUCUGAACAUCUCACACAAAACUGUAGUACUAGGCGACUUCAGCGCCCAUUUCACCAGAUGGGGCUAUAAGAAUACAAACAUUGCUGGAAAGGAAAUCGAAGACAUGAAUAACAGCAACCUUCUGGAACAUAUUUACAGAAAUGAGGACCUUGCUACAUAA